AAACAAACUAAGUCGUCCAAACCGAACGAAAAGCAAUGUGGAUCCUAGACAAAACUCCUUCAAGUGGUAAAUGUAGCAGUAGCACAAAUAGCCAUGUCGAGUUACUCGCUAACAAGGACUAUCUUGUUGGGCGUAAAGAAGGCGACAUCGUAAUCCCAGGCGACCCCUCCAUAAGCAGACGACAUGCCACGCUCCGUGUCAAACAUGUAGAGAGCCACCUGGCGUACCCACAUCUCCUGCCCGAGCUGAAACUGUCGGAGUGGUCGAAGUAUGGGACGUACGUGAACGGGGCGAAGCUUGCCGAGACCACAACAGUGGAGCUAAAACAUGGAGAUGUCGUUCAGUUUGGAACGCUGCAAAGUCGCUACAGUGUCCGCUACAGUAGAUUUGUUGUGACAACGUCAUGCGUCGACACAGAGGACAAGCACUCGCUGAAGGCGCACAUCCUGCGACUGGGAGGACACCUGGUGGCCGACUGGAGGAAGGACAGCACGCACCUGGUGAUGAACAAGAUCACCGUCACGAUCAAGGUCGUGUGUGCGCUCGUCUCUCAGCGUGCCAUCGUCACCCCUGCGUACAUCCUCGACCUUACCACAGCCAUUGAGACGCGUGCCAGCCACCCACAGCCACACCGGUAUAUUCCUGCACUGGCCGAGACCAGCAUUAGCACAGCGGAUGUCUCCUUCCUCCCGAAUCAAUGCAGAUCGUCCAUCUUCCAGGGCAAGACCUUCAUCUUUCUCUCCUCUAGGCAGUUCAAGAAGCUGUCGCUAGCAGUGAGUCUGGGUGGUGGCCAACCCGUGCUCAUGGAGGAGGACACGGAUGACAACGACGACAGCGUGCUAAUAGCGCCCCCUACGUGCGUCAUGCACUGUAACCCGUCCGACACGUCGCAGCGACUCACGCAGAACGCGCGCUCGUGGGUCGUUCACGUCAUGAAGCAGCUGAACAAGCAUGGCAAGCGUGCGAUACUGGACUCUGAGCUUGGUAUGGCUGUGCUGUUCUGUUCUACUGCACACUACUGUAACCCGGAUGAACCAGUGCAGGACAGCAUGGUCGUAGCUCACAUGCCGUCUCAGACAUUUACAGAAGGCUAUGCUCCAGAUACAGAACCACCGCAGAUGAAGAGACUGCGAGUGGACCAACACCCAGAUGAUGUCGCUGUUGUGAGGGACAGCUUCGCGAUGAAGAACCACUCCAUGAAGUCACAAAGCGGCGACACCUCUAGGUGUGACGACGAGUCCCUAUCUACGUUCCGAUGCCCCCUUCCAGCCACUUCACGUCCCAGUGCCCCUGCUGACCUCCCCCUGCCAAUUAGUGGAGAAGUAUGCAUAAAGCCAGAGCUAGACAGCGAGGGCAGUGCAUGGGAUCAAAGACCUAACCCGAAGAAGAGGAAACUGGCAAAGGUCACAGAUACUUCAAGAGAGAGUGAGGAUUUAUUCAAGGGAUCCAUCGUGGCGGCGACCGCUAACAGCCAACCUGACAGGGUGGAUGUGAAGAUUGAACCGUCAUCACACCCGGGCACGCCUGUGACAUCGUGCGAAGCUGUAGACACAGGUGCAACAUCACAUGUGAAUAGUGGAGAACCUGCGAUGGGACAGAAGCGUGAACAACCGGAGCCAGUGGCGAAGCAUGAUGGUCGCCCUGUGACACCACAGGACGACGGUGACAGACAUGUGACACCACAGGACCUGACGGACCUGUGACGUCAUGGACGC
Messenger RNA from Priapulus caudatus, 1715 nucleotides. Its product is annotated as nibrin-like. Gene Ontology annotation, biological process: double-strand break repair via homologous recombination; mitotic G2 DNA damage checkpoint signaling. Gene Ontology annotation, molecular function: protein binding; damaged DNA binding. The record is from RefSeq and is a predicted model, not a curated record. The transcript has 10 exons. Gene Ontology annotation, cellular component: Mre11 complex. Lineage: Eukaryota; Metazoa; Priapulida; Priapulimorpha; Priapulimorphida; Priapulidae. The coding region runs from base 36 to 1703 and encodes 555 amino acids.